AUGCCUAAAAGAGCGACGCCAUCUUUUCCUAUAAGAAAUAUGACAUAAAAUGGAACACUUUCAAACUGAUUUUGUUUUCUCUGUUUUUUGCAUUGGAUUUUUACUUGAAAAGCGUACAUUAUUUAGAACUUCGUGUUUAGUUCAAAGAUUACCGUUUUAAAUACGAUUUUUAUUAUCACAUUUUCGUAUAAAAAAUUGCUAUUUGACUUAUAAAAAAGAAGAGUUUCCAUUUCAUUUUUAUACACCGAAAAAAAAGUAUUUAUUUGUAAGAUGACUGCUCCAAUGGAAAGAAUUCAAGUGCUAGAUUCAAUAGAAAAAGAUAUAAUAACUUGUCUUCAUAGUGCAGGGCAAGUUUUCGUCGAACUAGGCAAAGAAAAAUCAAGUUUGAAACAAGCGGAAAAUCACACUCAAAUGUUCUUAAAAACACUAAGUGCCGUGGAAAAUAAGUUAACAGACCAAAUAAACUAUUUAACUCAAGUUUCAACAGGACAACCCCAUGAAGGAUCCGGAUAUGCUUCACAAAAAGUUUUACAAAUGGCGUGGCACAGACUUGAACACGCCAGAUCGAGAGUAAACGAAUUAGAAAGAUAUAAAAUUAAACAUUUACAAGGUAGAACAUCACAAAGAAGCAUAAUUGGUCCUACAAAUGUUACAUCUACAGUUGCAGGGCAAAAUGUACCUUCAGGAGCUUCAACUUAAUAAUUGUGCAGUGUUAACAGUGAAUAUUGACGUUAAUGUUUUAUACACAGUGGUACCUGACUGUUAAUAUUAGUUAUCAGUUAAUGAAGAUUUUUUCACAUUAUAUUUUGCUCUAGAAGAAUUGAGAUGUGGUUGAAUAUUAAUUUUUCCAGGAAAUUUGUUACACAAAUUUCUUUUAGAGAGAUAUUGCAGCUUUCUUUGUUUAGGUGCUCAUAAUUUCCAUGAUUGUCAUUUGGAGAUUUUAAUUUUAUUAAAAAUAUUGAUGCAUAUUGGUCAAAUUGGGUAUUUUUUGUCUUGCGGGUGAUUAAAGAUAAGUACUGACAUUCUUUCCUCUUGUAGCAAAAUUGCAGCUCUUCACAAUAGUUUCUUACAGUUUUUUUGAAUGUUAAAUAUUGAUUUUUAACAGGACUCAUUUUUUUUAAUCUGAAUUCAGUUUUUUAUCAUUUUUGACUAUUAUAUACGAUUUGCAAGGGAAAAAGUGAACUUUAUUUCAGUUAAGUUCGAGUGGGGUAAACGUAAGCGAUUUUGACAAGUUACUUUUUUUUUUCUUUUUUAUCUUUAUGGUAAAAGUUUGUUAUAAGAUUUUUUUGGAUCUGAAACCAUGGCAUCAUAACUGACAUCUUCAUUUUAUGGUACACUCAGCAAAAAUACAAAAAAUAAAAAAAAAUAGUAAAAAACCAAAAUUAAAAAAAAUGUAUGUUUACAUUUACCCCACACCUUUGGGGUAAUUGUAAACAUUUAUCAGUUGUGCCAUACAUACUACAUAUUGGGAAAUGGACUAAUUGUAAACAUUUGACACUUAGGUUUAUUUUAAGCAGUGCACAAUAAAUUAAACCAAUGUUCGUUCAUUUGAACUACUACCACAACACCUGUUGGUUUUUCGUUCUUUUAUGGUUUUUCCUCCAGAAAAAGGACUAGUUUUCAUGAAAUAAAAAUAUACAUGAAGGAAAAAUGUAUUUUUAUUGAAUCAAGCUGUAUUAGAGUUGAGACCUAACCGGUAGGCUUUUUUCAACCACGUUAUGAAACGUUUAUUUGAACUACUACUACAAUACCUGUUGGUUUUUCGUUCUUUUAUGGUUCUUCCUCCAGAAAAAGGACUAGUUUUCAUGAAAUAAAAAGUAUACAUGAAGGAAAAAUGUAUUUUUAUUGAAUCAAGCUGUAUUAGAGUUGGGACUUAACCGGUAGGCUUUUUUCAACCACGUUAUGAAACAUUCAUUUGAACUACUAUUACAACAUCUGUUGGUUUUUCCUCCGGAAAAAACUUAUUAUUAACUAGAAAUAUACAUGAGAGAAAAAUGAUUUUAAAGGUAUUGGAGUUUGUACCUAACCGGUAGCCUUUUUUGAACCUUGUUAUAAAAUGUUCCUUUGAACUACUACUACACCAUCUAUUAUUAAAAUGUAGAAACUGUUUUGAUUGCCUUUUAAUAAUCAAGUUAAUUGCUAAAAUAUUGAUCAAGGGCGAAUUGAGUUAGGUAAAAGGGUUUUAAUAAUAAAAACAGAAAUUUUUCAGUAACAUAUUUAAUGAUAUGUACCUGGUACACAUUGGGGAAUUUUUUUUAUAAUGUUGUUCAUAUAAUUAGUUAUUACAAAUACUUUCAUAGACAACGAGAACAAAAAGUUUAUAAAAAUGACACAUUUUAUACAAAAUCUCCUUGUAUAUAUACCUAACUGAAUAAAUAACAUUUCCCUAAAUAUUUUCAACGUUCCCAUUCAUACAAAAAGUAAACAACAACCGAAUUUGAUUAAAAAUAACUCGAAUGUAUUUGUACGAUUCUGCAUGAAUAAUUUAGUUUUAUAAAAUCAAAUAAUUAUUAAAUAUUAAUUUAAUCUGUAUUAACCUAAUUAGAGGGAUUUAAAUUAUCCACCGUACUUUUAAUUAAUAAUUCGUGUAUGUAAUAGAACAAUAAAAAUAUUUAAUUGAG
Messenger RNA from Diorhabda sublineata, 2621 nucleotides. It is a transcript of the gene MED11, whose product is annotated as mediator of RNA polymerase II transcription subunit 11. Bases 271 to 699 code for a protein of 142 amino acids. Lineage: Eukaryota; Metazoa; Arthropoda; Insecta; Coleoptera; Chrysomelidae. Gene Ontology annotation, molecular function: transcription coregulator activity. The record is from RefSeq and is a predicted model, not a curated record. Gene Ontology annotation, cellular component: mediator complex. Gene Ontology annotation, biological process: regulation of transcription by RNA polymerase II. The transcript has 2 exons.